AUGAUGAAAUUUACUAAGCAGAAUUUUAUUUUUUUAGUUGGUGGAAUUAUAAUUUAUGUAGUUGAUAUUGGAGUGGACUUCUGGGUAGCUAGUAAAUAUUUCUGUCAAGGACAAUACCGUUGGGGUAUACUGAUACUGUGUUUUAGAGGUCUUUCAUCAUUAAUAACUCAGGUAUUCAGUUAUGAGUGGUUUAAAAAUGACUGGGAAGGUACUGAUACUGGGAAGCUGAAAUGGAUUUUUCUAGCUCAUCUCUUUCAGUGUGGAAUUUUUAUAAGGUAUUGGUUUGCUUUGAAGUAUGGCUGCCAAGCUGCAUUUAAACAAAAAAGUAGCGGAGAUGCAUCAGAAACAGACCCUCCCAACUUCAUUCAAAAACAAGCUGUUGAUGCAGUGGCUGAUAUUAACAUGCUCAGGGUAUUCAAGACUUUUCUUGAGACCACACCACAGCUUUUUGUCCAGAUUUACAUCCUCAUGGAACAUGGCAAAAAUAAUUUCUGUCAAUAUGCUGCCAUUAUUACGUCUUUUUGCAGUAUCUCCUUUUCAACAGUUGAUUAUCAGAUAUCAUUACGAAAAUCUCUGCCUGAUAAAGAUGAAUUUCGUGUGCUUCCCAAGCUAGUGUAUGUCUUCUAUAAACUGCUUACCAUCACUUCUUGGAUACUCAGUAUUUCACUGAUGACUCUACUAAAUGUUAGAAGUUCUGUAAUUCUGCUGAUAUUUCUUUGGAUCUGUGGCUUCACCUGGACUUUCAAACAACAUACGACAUUUUGCAAAUCUAAGAAAAUGGAAUAUCUGUACAGAACUGUUGUUGGAAUCAUUCUAAUUUUUACCUUUUUUAACAUAAAGGGGAGAAAAACAAAAGUUUGCAUUUCUAUUUAUUAUGCUACUCACACUAUUAUAACUCUAGGUAUUUUGUUUGUAUAUAUGUUCUGGAAACCUUCCAUUAUCAAGGAAAUACAUUUUACAAUUGUAAGCAUCCUAACUAUUCUUAGUCUGGUGUUAGGUAUUAUUUUUCUUGUUGUUUAUUAUAGACUUUUUCAUCCCACUGCUUAUUGCAGACCACAGGCAUGUUCAGAUGAAGUUGAUGGACAGGCAGGACAAAGAGAUAGAGUGGAAAUUGGUAGAUUUCAAAAUUUCAUAAUGCAAUGA
Molecule: messenger RNA, 1143 nt
Organism: Pygoscelis adeliae (Adelie penguin)
Lineage: Eukaryota; Metazoa; Chordata; Aves; Sphenisciformes; Spheniscidae
Gene: XKR9
Product: XK, Kell blood group complex subunit-related family, member 9
Exons: 3
Coding region: 1-1143 (380 amino acids)
Biological process (GO): engulfment of apoptotic cell; phosphatidylserine exposure on apoptotic cell surface; apoptotic process involved in development
Cellular component (GO): plasma membrane
Source: RefSeq, a predicted model, not a curated record